This is a messenger RNA of Dipodomys spectabilis (banner-tailed kangaroo rat), 2082 nucleotides long. It is a transcript of the gene Ppp1r8, whose product is annotated as protein phosphatase 1 regulatory subunit 8. The record is from RefSeq and is a predicted model, not a curated record. Gene Ontology annotation, cellular component: nuclear speck. NCBI's taxonomy places the organism in Eukaryota, Metazoa, Chordata, Mammalia, Rodentia, Heteromyidae. The transcript has 7 exons. The coding region runs from base 56 to 1111 and encodes 351 amino acids. Gene Ontology annotation, molecular function: mRNA binding; protein serine/threonine phosphatase inhibitor activity; protein binding.
UCUCCCAGUUUCCCGGCGUGCUUCGGGCCCGCCAAAUGGGAGGGGGAGACGCAAGAUGGCGGCAGCCGCGAACUCCGGCUCUAGCCUCCCGCUGUUCGACUGCCCGACCUGGGCAGGUAAGCCCCCACCUGGCUUACAUCUGGAUGUAGUCAAAGGAGAUAAGCUAAUUGAGAAACUGAUUAUUGAUGAGAAGAAAUAUUACUUAUUUGGGAGAAACCCUGAUUUGUGUGACUUUACCAUUGACCACCAGUCUUGCUCCCGAGUCCACGCUGCUCUGGUCUACCACAAGCAUCUGAAGAGAGUUUUCCUGAUAGAUCUCAACAGUACACAUGGCACUUUCUUGGGUCAUAUUCGGCUGGAACCUCACAAACCUCAGCAAAUCCCCAUCGAUUCUACGGUCUCAUUUGGCGCAUCCACAAGAGCGUACACGCUGCGGGAGAAGCCUCAGACAUUGCCAUCGGCUGUGAAAGGAGAUGAGAAGAUGGGUGGAGAGGAUGAUGAACUCAAGGGCUUACUGGGGCUUCCAGAAGAGGAAACAGAACUUGAUAACCUGACAGAGUUCAAUACUGCCCACAACAAGCGGAUUUCAACCCUCACCAUUGAGGAGGGAAAUCUGGACAUUCAGAGACCAAAGAGGAAGAGGAAGAACUCAAGAGUGACGUUCAGUGAGGAUGAUGAAAUCAUCAACCCAGAGGAUGUGGAUCCCUCAGUUGGUCGCUUCAGGAAUAUGGUGCAAACGGCAGUGGUCCCAGUAAAGAAGAAGCGGGUGGAGGGCCAUGGCUCCCUGGGCCUGGAGGAGUCAGGCAGCAGACGCAUGCAGAACUUUGCCUUCAGCGGAGGACUAUACGGGGGCUUGCCCCCCACGCACAGCGAAGCAGGCUCCCAGCCACACGGCAUCCAUGGAACGGCGCUCAUCGGUGGCUUGCCUAUGCCGUACCCGAACCUUGCCCCUGAUGUGGACUUGACUCCCGUUGUGCCGUCAGCAGUGAACAUGAACCCCACACCAAACCCUGCUGUCUAUAAUCCUGAAGCUGUAAACGAACCCAAGAAGAAGAAAUAUGCAAAAGAGGCGUGGCCGGGCAAGAAGCCCACCCCUUCCUUACUGAUUUGAUAUUUUUGGUCAUGGAGAAGUGGGGGAUUGAUUGGGUGGGAAUGGGGUGGAAGGGUGACAGAACUAAUGAACUAGGGAGGAAAAUUUCCACGUGUGCAGUAUCGUCUUUGAGAAUGUCUCCUGGGGUCCUAAACCAUGUAAUACUGAGCCCGCAGGUGGGGCUGGACUAGCCCACAAACACCUGUCUUGAGAACGCUUUAGUGUAGACAGAGGAUUCGUGGGUACUUUUAAGUAGACUGCCCUGGCUCUUCCUACCCCUCCUCUCCUUCUCCCUAGGGUGAUUCACAUGCCUUCAGAUGGAAUCCAGACCUGGGGAGGUCACGUGGCCUCGAAAGUCCCAGGUAGCAAAGGAGUUGUCAUGGAUUUCAGGUUGAUCAGUUAAGCUAAGGUUUAAACUCGAACGUGUUUUCUUGGGUUGAUGGUUUUGAGGUCCAAUAGUUAGGCUUUUCUCUUUUGUCCUUUCUGUUGGAGUAAGAACAUUUUGAUUUCCCUUCGUCUGUUAUCAGUGCCCUGGCACAGGUUUAGGCUUUUUAACCUACAGUAUUGUUUGACCUUUACCUGUUUUUCUUGUCCAACCUGAAGCACUCCACUUGCCUAAUUUUUUUUUUAAAUUUAAUUCCAGAGUACUGUCCUCUACUCUAAGGCGUUAUUUUGCUUUUUGAGUGUGGUAUGGAGGCAGUUUUAAAGGCUGUGACGGGUUGGGGCAGAUCAAAUUUAAAAAGAGAAGAUUUCACUUUGUAAGGAACUGGUUUCUCUUAAGAGGACGUUUUAGCUGUUGGUGGAGGCUCCUCCCCCGGGUGGCAAGCUCUGCUCGUUCAGAGCUUCAGGAACAGCACUGGCUAACACAAGAGACCAAGGGAGGAGCUUUGUACAGAGAUUUGUACAUUUGUGUAAUAGGCCUUUUCACGCUUUCUGUGUAGCUUUUUACCUGUAACCUUUAUUACAUUGUAAAUUAAACGUAACUUUUGUCA